Molecule: messenger RNA, 980 nt
Organism: Xenopus laevis (African clawed frog)
Lineage: Eukaryota; Metazoa; Chordata; Amphibia; Anura; Pipidae
Gene: rab29.S
Product: RAB29, member RAS oncogene family S homeolog
Biological process (GO): endosome to lysosome transport; phagosome-lysosome fusion; vesicle-mediated transport
Cellular component (GO): lysosome; Golgi apparatus; vesicle
Molecular function (GO): GTPase activity; GTP binding
Source: RefSeq, marked provisional
GUGAGAGGGAGGGGCAGUAAUUCCUAUGCCUGAAAAUGUGUAGGUAGAGUGAGAGCAUUAUGAGCAGUUUUGAUCAUUUGUUUAAAGUCCUUGUUGUGGGAGAUUCUACUGUGGGAAAAACCUCUUUGCUGCAGAGGUAUGUGCAUGAUGUUUUUGGCAAGGACUACAAGAUGACCAUGGGAGUGGAUUUUGCGCUGAAAGUUGUGCAAUGGUCAGAUGCAGAAACUGUAAGGCUGCAGUUGUGGGACAUUGCAGGACAAGAGAGAUUUGCUUCAAUGACCAGACUGUAUUAUAAGCAAGCAUCUGCUUGUGUGAUCAUGUUCGAUCUAACCAAUGCAGAGUCCUUCAGAAAUUGCCAAAUGUGGAAAGAUGACCUGGAUAAUAAAGUGACACUACCCAAUGGUGACUUUGUGCCCUGUAUAUUGCUCGCCAACAAGUGUGAUCUCUCUCCAUGGGCUGUCAGCAGAGAACAGAUUGACCAGUUUAGUAAAGAGAACAAUUUUAUUGGUUGGACCGAAACAUCUGUCAAAGAAAAUAUAAAUAUAAAUGAAUCCAUGAGAGUACUAAUUGGAAGAAUGAUGGCAUCAAAACAAUCUGGCAACUCUUCUUUUUCUACACAUGGAGAUUAUAUUAACUUGAAGGAUAUCCAUGAGGGUGGUACUGGCUGCUGUUAAAGGGAAUGUGCCACUUUACACAACUGACUGCUUUAAACAUACUAGUCCUAAACCAGCGGUAAUGCAUUUUAGCAAUGCACAAAUAAAUGGACAACUUUCCCAUGGACGUUUAGAGGAGGUGACCUUUGAAGGUGAUUGUUUUCCUUACAAACUUUAUAUUUGUGCUUGUUGCACUGAUGUCUUUUGGUGGCUGACAAGGUCAUACUUAUCCCCUAGUAUUCCCUGUAGAAUGGUACUGGUGUGCAAAUGUUAAAUAAUGUUACAGCUCAGAUCUACAAACUACUAAACAAAAUAAACUGAUUUAAA